Molecule: messenger RNA, 6190 nt
Organism: Metopolophium dirhodum (rose-grain aphid)
Lineage: Eukaryota; Metazoa; Arthropoda; Insecta; Hemiptera; Aphididae
Product: nuclear hormone receptor FTZ-F1-like
Exons: 10
Coding region: 545-2860 (771 amino acids)
Biological process (GO): tissue development; hormone-mediated signaling pathway; regulation of transcription by RNA polymerase II
Cellular component (GO): RNA polymerase II transcription regulator complex
Molecular function (GO): RNA polymerase II cis-regulatory region sequence-specific DNA binding; nuclear receptor activity; zinc ion binding
Source: RefSeq, a predicted model, not a curated record
CCCGUGGUAUUUUCCGCGAAAACCGUUCACGUUGGAUGACCUACUUUCCAAAAGAACCGUCGACACUGCAAGCCUGCGUUCUACGCAAAGUGGACAUACGGUGUUAUUAUUGUUUUUUUUUUUUUUUUCAUCCGCAAUCGAAAUUAUUCAUUUUCACUUUUUUUUUAUCUCUCCCCUGGUGCGAAAAAAAACAAAAUAAAUACUUAAAUCCGUCCGCCGCGUUCGUCACAACCCUUCGCGUUUUGCCGUCGUAGCCCGUUCCGCCGUCGGGCCGUACAGUGACAACAUCAACAAAAUUGUCGUCGGCCGCCGACGUGUACGCAGAUAAUAUAUUCUGGGUAAAAUAUUUUAUAUUUUUCCGCCGUCAUCCCGGACGGUUGCCGUCCUGUGUCGUGUACCGCCGCGCCAGUGUUCAUAACAAUACCGAUCUUAUACAUGUAUAUAUGCCAGGCGACGUGAAAAACAAGUGCAAGUGAAUGACGAUGGCCUACCGACCUAUAUUGCCGCCGUGGUGGCCGUCCGUCGGAAAUGCCUCGGUGCGAGCAUGACGGCGCAACUGUCGGAGUACGCGACGUCGGGCCCGAUGGCUGGCGACGAGAACGGCGGUGGCAGCAGCAGCAAUGAUAGCGGUGGUGUUGUCGUCGUCGGUGGCUGCAGUGGCGACGAAUCCGCGGCCGAACGACGGGUGGUGAUGAUCGCGUUCAAAAUGGAAAACGAUUGCGAUGAGGAGACGGCCGCCGGACCGUCGCGGGACGACUCGAACUCGGAACCACACGCCAUGGUCGAGCUCGAGCUCGAGCAGCAGCAGCAAUCGCCGCCGUCGUUUUCGUCGGACGGAAAUACAGCUGAUCAAAAGUGCAUGGACCUCAGUAAUUUGAACGAAGAUGAUCAAACAUUCAUUGAAGAUUCAAAGUGCAUGGACUUGAGUCAUUUGAGUGACGAUGAUCCCAAUUUCAUUGAAGGUGGAAACGGCGGCGGAGGAGGAGGAGGCGGAGUGUCCGGCUCCAUGGACGGCCUCCAGCAGUACGUGGCCGUCGGCGGAAACGGCGGCGGUACGCCCGUGUCUGCGGCCGCAGCCGCCGUCAACCCGUCGGCCACUGGUUCCGAGCUGCCCGACACUAAAGAGGGCAUCGAGGAACUGUGUCCCGUAUGCGGUGACAAGGUGUCCGGUUACCAUUACGGUCUGCUCACGUGCGAGUCAUGCAAAGGCUUUUUCAAGCGGACCGUGCAAAACAAAAAGGUGUACACGUGCGUGGCCGAGCGGUCGUGUCACAUCGACAAGACUCAAAGGAAGAGGUGUCCGUUCUGCCGAUUCCAGAAAUGUCUCGAAGUCGGCAUGAAACUCGAAGCCGUCCGAGCCGACAGGAUGCGAGGAGGCCGAAACAAAUUCGGGCCCAUGUACAAACGGGACAGGGCGAGAAAGCUGCAGAUGAUGCGUCAGCGACAGAUGGCCGUGCAGACGUUGCGCGGCGGCGUGGUCACGUCGGCAGGGGCCAACAACCACCACCAAUUCGCCAUGUUGGCCGGCGACGCGGUCACGCUAGGCCAGUACCCCGGUUCCCCCAUAACGUCCUCGGUGUCCAGUUUGCACAUCAAACAGGAAAUUCAGAUUCCCCAGGUGUCUUCGUUGACAUCCUCGCCCGACUCGUCUCCCAGCCCGAUCGCCGUGGCUCUGGGCCAGGCUGGACUCGGGUCUUUGACCACGGGCGCCGGUGGCACCACGUGUGUAGUCAACCAACACUCACAGAUGACGUUGCAAAUCGUGGCUUCGGCCAACGGCAACAACAAUAACAACAACACUAGCAGCAGCAACAACAACAACAAUAGCACGGGCGUGACCAACAUGACCGGUGCAAACGGUGGAGUCCCGCCGUCGCAACACCAGCAACAUCACCAGCAGGCACAACAGCAACAACAGCAACAGCAACAGCAAUCGGUAGUACCGGCCUCGACCUUGUUGUCCGUAAACAAAAUGUGGUCGCCACCGUCGUCGCCUAAGAACUACCUGUUGUCCGCGCACCAGCAGCAACAGCAGCAACACCACGUGCCACAGCAGCAACAGCAGCAACAACAGCAACAGCAGAUGGUGGUGGACGGUGGCGGUAGCUCGUCGACCGCCGCGACUGCUAAUGGUGGCGGCAGCGGCGUCAAAGGCAUGUCGCCCAUGAUCCGGGACUUCGUGCAGGGACUGGACGACCGGGAGUGGCAGAGUUCACUGUUCGGUCUGUUGCAAAACCAGACGUACAACCAGUGCGAGGUCGAUCUCUUCGAACUCAUGUGCAAGGUGCUCGACCAGAAUCUAUUCUCUCAGGUGGACUGGGCGCGGAAUUCGGUGUUCUUCAAAGAUUUAAAGGUGGACGACCAGAUGAAACUGUUGCAGCACUCGUGGUCGGACAUGCUGGUGCUGGAUCAUAUCCACCAGCACAUGCACAACAACCUGGCCAACGAGAUCAUGUUGCACAACGGGCAAAAGUUCGAUCUACUCGCUCUCGGUCUACUUGGCGUCACCACGAUGGCUGAUUGUUUCGCCCAGGUCAUCGAUAGGUUACAGGAGCUCAAGUUUGACGUUGGAGAUUACAUCUGCCUAAAGUUCCUGCUGCUGUUGAACCCCGACGUCAAAGGGAUUGGCAACAGUAAACACGUUCACGAAGGUCACGAGCAAGUGUUGAAGGCUCUCUUGGACUAUUGCAUCACAGCCAACUCUCAAGUACAGGACAAAUUUACCAAAUUGUUGUCCGUACUGCCCGAAAUCCAUCACAUAGCCACCAGGGGCGAGGAGAGUCUGUACUUGAAGCACUGUAGCGGCGGCGCUCCCACGCAGACGUUGCUCAUGGAGAUGCUGCACGCCAAACGAAAAUAACAAAAAUCACACAAGACACACAUACACACACACUACUCACCACCAAAAUAUUAUAUAUUUUAUAACAAUAAUAGCGUAUAUACUAUAUACUGCUGUUAUUAUUAUUAUUAUAAUAAUGAUAAUAUAUUAUUAUUAUUAUAUUUAAAAUAUAUAUAUUUAGAUGUCCACACACAACACACCAUCACCACCACCACCCCUUACACACACACACACACACACACACACACACUCACGCCCACAAAGUCAAAUCGACAUCAUCUGCAAUGCGAAGAACAGACACCACACCGCACGGCACUCCUCGCACUCGUUUACACGGUUGGCCAAAUAUUUUAAAAGACAGACUCCGUCAACGUCUAUUUGAGCGACAGCCACGUUACCAUGACAACUAAAUAAGUUUUGAGUCAUUACAGAGUUACCAACUGAUCUCGUCGACAGCGUCAUUACACACGUACGCGAUGUUGGUCAAAACUACUCGUACACACCACAUACACUGAUGUACACAACAUACACCAAUACACACACAUACACAAAUACACACCACAUAAUUAUUAAUAUUAUUUAUUAUUAAUUAUUUAACUUAUGUUUUUUUUUAUAUAUAUUAUAUUAUAAAUAUAAGAAAAGUAAUCCUUCCGAUGACUAAUGAAAUAAGAGUGUACUAUGUGCGCCCAAAAAAUCCGAUUAUUAUUAUUAUUAACUAUAUAUGUUAUGUUUAUAUAGUGCAUAUUAUAUAUUAUAGCAUAAUGCGUAUGUAUACAUAUAUUUUUAUUAUGAGCGAUAUAGUUUGUAUAUAUUAUAUUAUUAUAAUGAUUUUAAUGCUUAGCUUAGGUAUUUAAUGUUUGGUUACCAAAUCUCAAAAGGCCAGUAAAAGGAGAUGUGCUCAAGGUUUAAAAAUGUUUAAAAAAAGAUUAUAUUAUCUACAAUAUAAUACAAGCCGUUCAGUUCCUAAACACUGUUCCAAUUUUAAAUAAGAUAUUAAUCCGCUAUGUUCGGUUUUCUCCUUCUUUGUAUUAAUUGCAGAUAUUUUGUUCAUGAAAGAUAUAUAUAAGUGAGAACCAUAUGCAAAGAAAGAAUGAUAACAAUAAAUGUGUGUAAAUAUUGCUGUUUACAGUAUUCGUGUGUUUUAUUGUAAAUUGUAUUUUUACUACAAAAUUGUAAACAUGUUAUAAUGAUUUGAACCAAUUUACUAUAUCCGCACACUCAUAUUUUGUUUCUUUACGACGAUUUGUGUAAAAAAAAAUGUUAGUACAUAUACAUAUUUAUUUAUGUAUAUAGUAUUUUUUAAAUAUCAAUUGAAUAAAAAAGAUUAACUACCAUUGCCUCCACAACAAGAGUACAAAAUAUUUUUCUAAAACCAACUCGUUAUCUUUGUUAACCCCACUAGUUUUAGUUUUACCUUUCAAAUUUUUUUUUUUGGGAUAUUUGGGCAUAAAAUCACUGAUUCGGCAUUCGUUUUUUGGAUCUUGUUUUAAAAAAGAAAAACAUUCCGUCUAAAUAAAUUAAAUUUAAAAACAAAUACCUAAAAAUGUUUUAUUUUAUUUUUUCUCCUUGUAGUAGGUGAUGGACAAGUUAGCGUUCGCCUUAUUAUAUUUUAUUUCCUCUACAAGUAUAAUAUAUUAUAAUUAAAGUUAUCAUAUAACAUAUAGAUUCAUAGUUGUUUAGAUUUAGAGAUUUAUUUAUUUAUGCGUGUAUACAUAGAUUUAUGGCAUAUAUUAUUAUUAUUAUUAUUAUAUACCUUUGUGGUUCAUAAUGUUAGGUGUUAAAAAUAUUUAUUUUAAACAAAUAAUAUUGUCGUUAAAAAAAAAAAAACAAUUUUAUGAAACACAAGAAUGAUUGUAUGAAACUAUGAGUUACCGUUAAAUUUUUUUUUGUAAGUAAUAUUACUAUGUACUUGCUCAUUGUUUUUCUUUUUCUUAUCUUUUCUUUUUUUUUUUUUUUAUUCAUCAUUUAUGCUUGUAUUGUUCGUUCGGUUUGUCACAAGCGUGCGCACACAAUAUUCAGACAUCUCAAUAUUAUUUGAUUGUACAAUUAUUCACACGGACUUACGUUCGAUGUGCGUGUGUGUGUGUUACCGCGUUUGCGUUGACGCUUCCCAGCCUCUGUCUUCCUUUACAUACGCGCUUGGGGCAGUGCGGUAACACUGCAAGUCUCUGUCGGUUAAUGUUUUGUUAAUAUAUAUAUAUAUAUAUAUAUAUACAUCGAGAAAAGAAAGAAAAAAAUGUUUGAAUUUCGACCAAAGUACUACAAUGUUUCCAGACAUAUAAUAUCAUAUAUGAUAUUAUUUAACUAACUUUUUUCUCGAAAACUAAUAGUUUAAAAAAAGAUUUAAUCAUAAUUAUUAAAAAAAAAAAAGCGUCCAGGGUUUUCGUAUGAAUUCGUGAUCAAACAUUGUGAUUGAAUAUUUUUUAAAUAAAAUAUAUAAUGUUAUUAAUAAUAAUACAUAUUAUAUAAAUAUAUAUUUUGGAAGUAUAUUUCUUAAUCUAUUUUAAAAGGAAAAUACGUUUUAUUUUUUGAGAUAAUGAAAUAUUUAAGUUUUUAUUAUUGGUUUUAACACUGUUGGUUCUUUUGUUCUCCAUCAUUAUUAUUAUUAUUAUUAUUAUUAUUAUUAUUAAUAUUACUAUUAUAUAAUUGGCAUCAUUAUUAUUAUUAUUAUUAUCAUUAUUGUAUAACUAUAUUUUGACCCUCCCUUAAGGUUUUUUUUUCAACUUUUAACCGCGCUUAGAAUAUAAGCUAUGUAUUUUUAUUUUUUAUCCUUUAGUAUCGUAUUAGUUAUUAAAUGAACAUUUUAUUAUAUAUAUGUAUAUUAUAAAUAAGUUGCGAGAACACGAAAAAUAAAACAUAGAUUAUGUUUCUCGUUGCUUCGGAAUACAAUUAAACACAUAUUUUUAAGAAAUAUGAAAAAAAAAAUCCUGUUACCUCAAUAAAUUCGUUGCGUUUGUACCAUAUAAUAUAUAUAUAUAUUAUAUUAUAAUAUAAAUAACAUAAUUUAUAUAUAGAUAUAAUUUAAGCUAAUAAUAAUUAUUAUUAAAUAAAAAAAAAUAUAAUAAAUACCAUGUUAUUAAGUGUUUUGUGUUUGUAUUAUCUAUUUUUGAUGUAAAUAUAGAUUUACGUUUAAUUUUAUUAUUUAUGCGAUAUUUUUUUUUUCAUUCAGAACACUUGAUUUGUCUCGUUAAGACGUUAUUAUUAUUUUUUUUUAACGAAAUUAAAAAUAAUUUACACGGAUAAUUAAUGGUACAAAUUUGUGGUCGAGAAUGUUUCUAAAACCUGUUACCAGCGUAUUAUUUUUAUUCGUAUUAUUGUAUUGAUCUUAAAAUAUAAUGUUUAUUGAUUACA